Messenger RNA from Cyclocybe aegerita, 1098 nucleotides. Lineage: Eukaryota; Fungi; Basidiomycota; Agaricomycetes; Agaricales; Hemipholiotaceae. The record is from the annotation of a GenBank genome assembly.
AUGGCAUCCUCACAGGAUUUAUCUCCUCACUUGUGGAACCAGCUCCCUCUAGAGCUCAAACGCGAAAUCCUAAUACUACUCGCAGAAACGAGUAGCAACAAAGCUCGGCAGCUGCGAUUGGUCUCCAGCGACGUUAACAUCCUCGUUCUCCCGGUCCUCUUUCGGGAUGUCGUCAUGACCAUGCCGGACCAUGUUACUCGAUUCACGAGCAUCCUUCUGCCCAAGCGCAAGAACUACGUGCCAGCGCUGAAGUCAAAGCUUCACAUUAUGCCACGGAUGCUCUCAACAUACAAGGUCGACACGUGGGUAUUCGUGGUCAACGAUCGGCGGCCUUCGAUCGAAACGGCGCUCGCGAAUGUGGGGCCCGUUUUUACCAGCAUAUCGAAGCUCGCCAUUACGAGCCAGAAUCUCGCCGCGAACGCUUUCUGGCUUAGGCUGCACCCCAUCCGCCCCAAGACGAUGCUGAUCGUCCACUACGGUAGCCCCCACCUCGUCAACUUCUACGACCCCAUUUUCCAAUCCGUUACGCACCUCUACACGUGCAUCACGCACGGCCACCGAUAUUCCACCGUCGCCGACCUCCCCUCUCUCACAGACCUCGCGGUCAGUACUCGCGCGGAGCUCCCAGAGACGACUGCGCUCAACCUUGUCGCGUCUCUCAAGGAGGUUCUGAAGAAGUCGAAGAACCUGCAAUCACUUGUAUUCGUCGUCAACGUUGGCUUGCUUAGCGAGGAUUACGUUUCCUGGAAGAAGUGGUUGGAGCCUUGCUCGCAGGACGACCGCUUCACCUUCCUCACGUGGUCUCAGCCUCCUCGAAGAGAGUGGUAUUGCAUCACCCACGGGCUACCCACAGUCUGGGAUCAGGUCCAGGCGAAGAAGCGAAGGACAGCGAGUCUCGAACCCAGCAAGUUUGUCUUUCAGAAGUGGAUGGACAAGGAGCGGGAGGUUGAGGAUCUGAUGGACUCGUACCGGGAGCGCGAGUGGGAGAUCGAUCUCGUCCAACGCGACGAUUACCACCACCCCCAAGCUGACGACCCCGACCUGCGGAUUCCAACGGGAUUGCGGAUUCCAACGGGAUUCAUCUCGGCUUUCGGAUGA